This is a messenger RNA of Drosophila miranda, 2176 nucleotides long. RefSeq names its product organic cation transporter-like protein. The transcript has 8 exons. Gene Ontology annotation, molecular function: transmembrane transporter activity. Gene Ontology annotation, biological process: transmembrane transport. Bases 141 to 2156 code for a protein of 671 amino acids. Gene Ontology annotation, cellular component: membrane. NCBI's taxonomy places the organism in Eukaryota, Metazoa, Arthropoda, Insecta, Diptera, Drosophilidae. The record is from RefSeq and is a predicted model, not a curated record.
GGGGUACAGUACAAGUGAAUGCACGAGAGGAUAUGGUAAUAUAUGUCUUGAAGGAUUUCUAUAGGAAGGAAACUGUAGAUAAUAUUUUGCCAGUGUCUGCGACAAUUCCACGUAUAUUUACCGUUUUGUGCGCUUAAUUUAUGGCCGCAAAUUUGUAUCUGCGAUCGGUUAAGCCAUUGACAGCUGCAUGCAUUGUUUUUCGCCAUUGCAUUGCAACGACAGCCACUCGUACCCCCAGAAGAUCAAAGCAAUUGAUCAACAAGAAUGUCAGGCUAAUGCAACAAUGUCGCGAAUGGAGGUUAUCAGAGGGAAAUGGCAGUGGAAAUGGAACUGCAGAUAAUGCACAAGUCUUUGAGAGAAAUGUGUUUACCCGACCCACAUGUGGAGGCAGCUGUUUUUCACACGUACCUUGUACGAAAAUUGCAGCAAAAAAUCCUCAAUUUGGUAGCCUCUUGGGGGCCCUUCACUCCAGUUGGACACUGAUUUCGGCCAGUUUCGGUUCUAGUCGGAAAAGAUUCCACCCCAUGGACUUUAUUGCAAUUCUGGACAAGUGCGGAAACUAUGGGAAAUUCCAGGUUGUGAUCCUAUUGCUGUAUGGCUAUACGAAUAUUCUCGGAUCGCUGCACUAUUUCUCGCAGACUCUCAUCACCUUUACGCCCGAGCAUUGGUGUGCCCACGAAGAUCUCAAGGGUUUCGGUGUGGAGGAGCUGCGCACGGUGUACUCGAAUGUCUCGCAACCAUCCUGCACGCUCCUCGAGAAUGUCAUUAAUGGCACGGGCGUUGCCUCGGAGCAUGGUGUCUGCACCGAUUGGAUAUUCAUACGGGAGAGCGGCUUCGAGAGCAUCACCACGGAGCUGAAUUGGGUCUGUGAUAAGUCCCACCAGCCCGCUCUGGGACAGUCCUUGUUCUUUUUGGGCUCUGUGGUGGGCACUUUGACCUUUGGCUUCCUGUCGGAUCACAUUGGUCGCCUGCCCUCCUUGCUGCUGGCCACCCUGUGCGGGGCGGCGGGUGACUUUAUGACCUCCUUCGUCUACACCUUGCACUGGUUUGCCGUCGCCAGAUUCGUUUCGGGUCUCUCCACGGAUACCAUGUACUAUCUGAUGUACAUCUUGGUCUUUGAGUACCUAAGUCCCAAAAGUCGUACCUUCGGCCUCAACAUCAUCCUGGCUGUUUUCUACUGCUUUGGACUGAUGACUUCCCCCUGGGCUGCCAUCUGGAUUGGCAACUGGCGUCGCUACCUCUGGCUGGCCUCGUUGCCCGCUCUGGGAGUCCUGGUAUAUCCUCUGCUCAUCUGCGAGAGCGCCCAGUGGCUGCUGACCAAAAAGAAGUACGACGAGGCGGUGGCCUGCCUCAAGCGAGUCGCCAAGUUCAAUGGCAGACAAGUGGAGGACUCCGCCUUCGAUGAGUUCGUGAAGUACUACCGCGAGAAGACGAGCGAGGAGGAGAAGGUGAACAGCCAGGAGGACACUUUUCUGGGAAUGUUCAGGACCCCCCGCCUGCGUCGGUUUACACUGACUUUGCUGCUGAAGUCGGUCAUAAUCACGCUCUCCUGCGAUGUAAUCAACCGAAACAUGGAGGGCUUGGGCACGUCUCCCUUCAAGCUGUUCUCCUUCACAUCGAUCGCCUACCUGCCCGCCGGAGUAGCCAUCCUCCUGCUGCAGAACAAGAUCGGACGCAAGGGCAUGGCCUGUACGGCUCUCCUUGCCGGUGGAAUCAUCACCACGGCAACGGGCUGCCUCAUAGCCUUUCUCGAUCCCCAGCAGAAUGCCGUCCUCCUGGCCAUCAUGGUGGCCCUGGGUCGCUUCGGAGCCACCGUCUCCUACGACGCGGAAAUCCAGUACGCGGCGGAGAUCCUCCCCACCAGCGUUCGGGGCAGAGCCCUCUCCAACAUCCAUGUGGCGGGUCUGGCCUCCAGCUCCGUGGCAUUCUAUGUGAUCUACCUGGCGCAAUACUACAAGCCCCUGCCAUCGAUCUUCAUCAGCUGCCUGAUGUUCUUUGGCGCUGGCCUAUGCCUCACGUUGCCAGAGACAUUGGAUAAGAAACUUCCAGAGAACCUGGCGGAUGGUGAGAGCUUCGCCUUGAACGAGAGUUUCUUGUACUUUCCCUGCUUUCACAGAAGACAAAAACCCAAAGAAAAUGCUGUUGAUACUGCCUAAAAUAUAUCACAGAGCGAUGA